AUGGCCUACGCCAACCCAGCUCCCGUCCCACAGUGGAGCGGGGCCUCUGGAGCACGGACGUGGCCUACGCCAACCCAGCUCCCGUCCCAGGGCGGAGCAGGGCCUCCGGAGGCAGACGUGGCCUAUGCCAAACUAGCCUGGAGCCUGCUCCAUCUUCUCCAGCUGGAUCACAUUGUCUCCUUCCUGCCAGUGCGGGACGCGGUGGCCCUGGGCCAGACGUGCCGCUACCUGCGCCAGGCGUGCGACAGCGAGGGCGUCUGGCGCCGGGUCUGCCGCCGGCUCUGCCCCCGGCUCCGCCAGGAGGACACCAAGGGCCUGUACUUCCAGACCUUCGGGGGCCGCCGGCGCUACCUGAGCAAGUCAGUGGCCCCGCUGCUGUCCCACGGCUACCGCAAGUUCCUGCCCACCAAGGAGCACGUCUUCGUCCUGGACCACGGUGGGACCCUCUUCUUCCUCCGCAACGCGCUGGUCUCCUCGGCCCCGGGCCACCUCCAGUGGAAACGGGCCUGCCGCUGCGUGGUGCUGUGCCGGAGCGCCAAGGACUUCACCACGGACCCCCGGAGCGACGCCGGGUACCGGAAGUACGUGUACGUGCUGGCAGCGCGGGAGUCGGCAGCGGGCGCCGGGCGGGUGUGCGACUGCGUGGAGGUCUAUCUCCAGUCCAGCGGGCAGCGGGUCUUCAAGAUGACGUUCCACGCCGCCAUGCGGUUCCGGCAGCUGGUGCUGGUGGGGCAGGAGACAGAGCGGGCACUGUUGCUGCUGACAGAGGAAGGAAAGAUUUACAGCCUCCUGGUGAACGAGACACAGCUGGACCAGCCGCGCUCCUACACGGUGCAGCUCGCCCUGCGCAAGGUGUCCCGGUGCCUGCCCCACCUCGCCGUGCGGGCCAUGACCUCCAACCAGAGCAGCGCCGCCUUCCUCACAGACAAGGGGGCUGUGUAUUUCGAGGUCCACGCGCCUGGCGUCUAUCGCGACCUCUUCGGGACCCUUCACGCCUUCGACCCCCUGGAUCUGCAGAUGCCGCUGGCCCUGGGCCUGCCUGCCAAGGUCGUGUCCUGUGCCCUCGGCUACAACCACCUGGGGCUGCUGGAUGAGUUCGGGCGGCUCUUCAUGCAGGGCAGCAACCGGUACGGGCAGCUCGGCACCGGGGACAAGAUCGACCGCGGGGAGCCCACGCUGGUUCAAGGCCUCAAGUGCCCCCUGGACGUCUGGUGCGGCCUGAAUCACUCGCUGGCCCUGCUGUGUUGCCGGGAGCUGGGCCAGGCCGUGCUGGGCUGCGGCUGUGGGGCCGGGGGGCGACUGCCCGGCUGGCCCAAGGGCAGCGCCACCUUCGUCAAGCUGCAGGUCAAGGUCCCGCUCUGCGCCAGCCGCCUCUGCUCCACCCGCGAGUGCCUCUACCUGCUGUCCAGCCACGACAUCGAGGGGGGGCCAGCGUACCGCGAGCUGCCCCCCAGCCGAGCGCCCCCCCCGCCGGAGAGCCCGGGGGCCCAGGCGUGCGAGCAGUACCUCAGCCAGCUGCAGGGCUGCCCCACGCUGGCCGGGCGGCUGGCCAAGGUGAGGGAGGCCGUGGGGGCCCUGCCCCUGCCCCCCUGCCAGAAGGACUUCCUGUGGGAGGCGCUGGAGCUCAUCCGGCGCUCGGCCCCGCCCCACAGCCCCCCGGCCUGCAGCUAG
This is a messenger RNA of Chrysemys picta bellii (western painted turtle), 1671 nucleotides long. The record is from RefSeq and is a predicted model, not a curated record. Lineage: Eukaryota; Metazoa; Chordata; Testudines; Emydidae.